Equus quagga is the source of this 1740-nucleotide messenger RNA. Its product is annotated as cytochrome P450 2C21-like. The transcript is spliced from 9 exons. Bases 21 to 1508 code for a protein of 495 amino acids. Gene Ontology annotation, cellular component: cytoplasm; intracellular membrane-bounded organelle. Gene Ontology annotation, molecular function: oxidoreductase activity, acting on paired donors, with incorporation or reduction of molecular oxygen, reduced flavin or flavoprotein as one donor, and incorporation of one atom of oxygen; heme binding; oxygen binding. Gene Ontology annotation, biological process: xenobiotic metabolic process. The record is from RefSeq and is a predicted model, not a curated record. NCBI's taxonomy places the organism in Eukaryota, Metazoa, Chordata, Mammalia, Perissodactyla, Equidae.
CUAAGCUUUCCAUUGCAUUUAUGCAAAGCACAUCAAUGGAUCCUUUCAUAGUCCUGGUGAUUUGUCUUUCUUGUUUGAUUCUUCUUUUUCUAUGGAAUCAAAGCUAUGUGAAAGGGAAGCUGCCACCUGGCCCCACUCCUCUCCCAAUCUUUGGAAAUGUUUUACAGAUAGACACCAAGGACAUCAGCAAAUCUCUAAGCAAGCUAGCAAAAGAUUAUGGCCCUGUGUUCACCGUGUAUUUUGGCACGAAGCCCACUAUUGUGUUGCAUGGAUAUGAAGCGGUGAAGGAAGCCCUAACCGGUCAGAAUGAGGAGUUUUCUGGCAGAGGCAGUAUGCCAGUGUUCGACAAAGUCGCCCAGGGAUUAGGAAUUAUUUUCAGUAAUGGAGAAAUGUGGAAGCAAACCCGGCGUUUCUCCCUCACAGUUUUGCGGAAUAUGGGGAUGGGGAAGAACACUAUCGAAGACAGAAUUCAAGAGGAAGCCUUGUGUCUGGUGGAAGCAUUAAGAAAAACCAAUGCAUCUCCCUGUGAUCCUACUUUUCUUCUGGGCUGUGCUCCCUGCAAUGUGAUCUGCUCCAUUAUUUUCCAGAAUCGUUUUGAGUACAGUGAUAAGAAAUUGAUAACCUUGUUACAUUAUAUUCAUGAAAACCUCAGAAUUUCAAGCACUCCCUGGAUAACGCUCUACAAUGCUUUCCCCUCUUUAAUACAUUAUCUCCCUGGAAGUCAUAAUGAGUUAUUUAAAAACAUUGCUGACCAACAAAAGUUUAUCUUGGAGAAAAUAAAAGAACACCAAGAAUCCCUGGACCUCAAUAACCCUCGAGACUUUAUUGACUACUUCCUGAUUAAAAUGGAAAAGGAAAAACACAAUAAACAGUCUGAAUUUACCAUGGACAACUUGAUCACUACCAUAUGGGAUUUGUUUAGCGCGGGAACAGAGACAACGAGCACCACCCUGAGAUAUGGACUCCUGCUCCUGCUGAAGCAUCCAGAGGUCGCAGGUAAAGUCCGGGAAGAGAUUGACUGUGUGGUUGGCAGACACCGGAGCCCAAGCAUGCAGGACAGGAACCGCAUGCCCUACACAGAUGCUGUGGUGCACGAGAUCCAGAGAUACAUUGACCUCGUUCCCAACAGCUUGCCCCAUGCAACAACACAGGACAUUAAGUUCAGAGAAUAUCUUAUUCCCAAGAGCACAGAGAUAUUAACAUCUCUGACUUCUGUCCUGCACGAUGACAAAGAGUUUCCCAACCCAGAGCAGUUUGAUCCUGGCCACUUCCUGGAUGAAAGUGGUAACUUUAAGAAGAGUGACUACUUCAUGGCUUUUUCAGCAGGAAAAAGAGUUUGUGUUGGAGAAGGCCUGGCCCGCAUGGAGCUGUUUUUACUCCUGACCAACAUUUUACAGCAUUUUACCCUGAAACCUCUGGUUGACCCAAAGGACAUUGACACUACCCCAAUUCUCAGUGGGAUAGGCUCUAUACCACCCUUCUAUGAGCUCUGUUUCAUUCCAGUCUGAAGAAAGGGCAGGCCGCCUGAGCACAGAGCGAGACUCGCUAGCCUCAUCUGAACAAGCCGGAUGCUUUCUGUCCUGUUUGUUAGCCAUUAUCCAUUCCCCCUUAACAGCAGAAAUGACGUUCCUGAGCCCUGUCUCUUCUAAUUUUCCCCAUCCUUUAAGAUUCAGUUCAAAUUUCCCUGCAUGAAGUAAAGCUCACUGGUUUGUCUCCAAUAAACUUCUUAUUGUAACACAA